UCAGUUGUCAGAAAAGUCAAAUCGAUUUAAUUGAAAAAAAUUUCAUUUGUGUUUGGAUUUUACGAUUAAAGCCAGGAAAAUGUCUGCGAUACUCUCACAAGUUAUUCGUCGUCAAAUUGCUAUUAGCUUAAAUAGAUCCCAAGCUGGAGUUACUGCCGCCACAGCUGGCGAACACUCAGGUGGCUAUAAAGUUUGGAAGCGUCUUUCAUUCUUCGUUGCAAUCCCUGCUGUAGGUCUUUGCAUGUUGAAUGCCUACCUCAAGCAUCAGGAAGAGCACGAUCACCCUCGCGCAGAAUUCAUCAAAUACGAGUAUUUACGUCGUCGCGAGAAACGUUUCCCAUGGGGAGAAGGCAAUAAAAGCUUGUUCCAUAACCCCCAUGUCAACCCACUGCCUGAUGGUUAUGAACAUUAAUUUAUAAAGCGCAAUAGCUUGUAGCAAAACUAGGGAGGAGCAAACUAUCGAAAAUCUUGAAUGGACCAGCUCAAUUUACUCCGAGUAAUUUGUUGCUUUGGCUUACUGUUAUUUUAUGAAAAAUUGUAUUCCAUCAAUGAUUUUAUUAAUAAAGAAAUAAUUCCAUCGUAAAUUGGGAUAAAAAAUUCAAUAA
Molecule: messenger RNA, 605 nt
Organism: Bactrocera neohumeralis
Lineage: Eukaryota; Metazoa; Arthropoda; Insecta; Diptera; Tephritidae
Gene: levy
Product: cytochrome c oxidase subunit 6A, mitochondrial
Exons: 2
Coding region: 80-412 (110 amino acids)
Biological process (GO): mitochondrial electron transport, cytochrome c to oxygen
Cellular component (GO): mitochondrial inner membrane
Molecular function (GO): enzyme regulator activity
Source: RefSeq, a predicted model, not a curated record